Homarus americanus (American lobster) is the source of this 5255-nucleotide messenger RNA. RefSeq lists its product as uncharacterized. The record is from RefSeq and is a predicted model, not a curated record. Bases 198 to 2048 code for a protein of 616 amino acids. The transcript is spliced from 7 exons. NCBI's taxonomy places the organism in Eukaryota, Metazoa, Arthropoda, Malacostraca, Decapoda, Nephropidae.
UGCUGACUCGGGAGAAGUAUUUAGAUCAUCUGGUUCUCUCAUGUUAUACACUCUUUAAAUGUUGAGCCGUGGCUUUAAAGACGGCAUAUAUUACACGUUGGCCGCUAGUGAAGUGCAUGUAGCUGAAAUGAAUUACAGAAAAGCUCCCUUAUAGCCCUCCUAGUGCGCCAGUUGCCUAAUUACAGGCCCAACGAAGGAUGCCAGCAGACGAGGGUCCAGGGGCGGGCGUGAGAGAGGUACGGGGAGGAGAGGCUCACUUCUCCACCAAGACCUCUUCCAGGGCCUCCUUAGCCAGUGUGCCCACCCCCACCUCCUGCUAUUCCUCAUCCAGCUCUUCUGUAUCAGAAAUCGUGGGUCUUGGGCAACUACGAUCAAGUGAUUCCUUGUCCUCAGCUGAGUCACACUCCCCUGCCUUCCGCGACCCUGUCGCAUCUACAACAGGAGGAACUUGCACCAGCAGCAGCAGCACCUCAGUAGUCCGAAUUGAGUUAUUGCCACAAGAAAACAUUCACCAUGUGUCACCUGCCUCGUCACCGACAUCCCAGACUUCUAUCUACAUCCAACACUCCUAUGUCCCAGACCACAGUGUAUCUACGUCCUCGGACAGAAACUAUGGCUGUUCACCCAUUGCUGUACUGCAAACCAGCCCUGACUGUACCCCCACAGUGACCAUCUCACGCCAUGGGCCCACAACCACCUCAGUAGGGUGGCUGAGAGGCUCCCCCACCCCAUCUCUAGCUUCGUCUGUGUCCUCAUCUGUUGGUCAGUCUUCCACCUCACCCUCACUAGGUGCUUCCUCUCUUGUUGUUUCAUCAGUAUGUACUUCCUUACCGUCUUCCUCGCUCAUGUCAUCUCUCCCUCUCUCCAUCCCUCCUGUCUCCCUGUCACCGUACCUGUCCCACAGUCACUCUCCAAACACCACCAGGAUAGUGAGGACCACUUCUGCUGCCCCCUCCACCCAGCAACCGUCACCAGCAUCAUUAAGGUCCUCACCAGCGCUACGAAUAACAGAGGCAUCCAGCACUUUAGACCAGCUGGUGAAUUCAAGUAACCGAGUGGCAGGCCUGGGUGAGCAGCGCGGGGUUCGUGUCCACAACCUGGCCCUUACACAUCUCGCUUCCAGUGAUGCCGUCCCACCCUGCCUCCCUUCGCCACCUCCUUCCUACGACCAGCUAUGUAACCCCAAUGCACUACCAACUUACCAAGAGGCAACCCAAAGCUCCAGCAGCAAGCGUCGUGCAGAGCAGAGGACGGUUUUUACUCUGCCCUCCAAUACUGAGUCCACAAACUCUGACCCCCUCCUUCAGCAGACGUAUGUGGUGCAGGAUGGAGAGCGGGGGCUACGUGGGGGAGUGUUAGCAUCGUUGGCAGCAGAGUUAAGUGAUUCUGAGGGUGGGUACUCCACCAUCCUGGACGCCAUCCCACACGAGCAUCCCAGAGACCCUUGUGCUACCGUCCCUGUCAGGUUUCUUCACUCAUGCUCUCUGCGUCGUCUGCGGCCACCAAAGGUACAACCCCCCUGCCUAACCUCCGUCUGCAACAAGGCCCUAGUCAGGAAGGAACUGAAUCGUCGGUGGCCCUUCAUUGCUGGGGCACUAGAGGUUGAUCAUUGCCCUGGCCUCAUCCUAGUUGAAUGUUCUUCCCAUCUGACUGUCGCACACCUCCCAGAGCCCUCUCGACAACACGACGGAGGGAUAAUAGGGGGCCUCACAUCUGUGAGUGGUGGUGGUGACAUGAGUGGUAUCAUUGGGGACAAUUUUACUGAUGUGAUGCUUGGCUCCCCUAGUGUCACCACCAAUAAUGGUUCUACCACCAUUGACCUGGACGCCACUGCUCUCACCUCCCAGGUCCUCUUCUAUUUGUGUGGCAAGUGCGUAGGUUAUGAUUCCUUUGAUAUAGACAAUGUUAAGUCCCACAUAGAGUACGACUGUCCUGGCUCAUACAACCAGUGGGGCAAUAAUGCUGAGCUCUACCUUGUGUUGCGAGCCGUCCUCUUUGUUGUGAUUAUUAUAUUUGUGUUUGUGUGUCUCCCUUAUCUCAGACUAUAAAUUACCAAUUCUUAUACGUCUGAGCCCAAGGAAACAUUUACGGGAUAAAUACAAGCAUCUUGAAAUAUACAUUUAUUAGUAUAAUUAUAAACAUUAUAAAAAUACACAUCACAGGACAUUUACUAUUUAUCACAGCAAGUUAAUAAUUUUUUUUUUGCCUUCUAGGAUACAUCUGCCUUGUGUCACAUCAUACAGGACAUACACUGUGGAGACCUUUUAAAACAUAUUCAGGGGCACUCUACUGUGGAUAUUCAUUUAUGAAGUUCAGAAUGAGACAAUGGCUGAUGUUAGAUUAAAUUUCUACUAUUUAAGUCCCAGACUCACCAAAUACAUACAGGAUUCAAGAUGUGCACACAUGCUCACACAUACAUGCAACAUAUGCACGCAAAGAUAUGCUAGUAUUUUAAUGGAUGCACCAGAAUACAAGCGUUAACAAACAGUAUAACUUACAGUACCUUAUAGUAUAUACACAUCCUGCCUAAAUACACACACUUGUAUUUAAAAGAUUACAUAGAAAUUAACUUACACAACUAAAGAAGCAGACAAACUCAUGCAUUUAUAUCAGAAUAAUAAAGGGUCAUAUUGUGGGUUCAGAGUUGACAUAUGUUUCUGAAUUUUAUUUAUUUUUUAACUUAGAUGUGUAGAUACGUGAAGAAGACACUUAUAUUGUGGCUGUGGGCUUUAAAUUCAUUGUUCAGCCAACACUGAGAACAGUUUCAAAGAUUCAGUUUUUUGAAGGAGAUGUUUAUACACCUGUUUACUUGGCAGAACUCUGAAUAUUAGCUCAUAGACACAAUGUAAAUGUCUUCCUUACAUACACACACACACACACAGAGGCUCCUAAAACCGUAUUGUACCCAGUUUGAACCCCUGAUAUGACCCCUAGACUUGCUUGUUAUAGUCUAUGUGCAAAAUAAAAUAAAAAGGAAAAAAAAUAUUCUCUUGAACGGAAUCCAUACACAAGAUGCUGUGAUCAGUGUUCAUUAGGAGUAUAUCCCUAGAUUAAAAGAUAUAUUCUAAUUUUUGAGGUACGGUAUAUCUUUAUUCUAAGAGAGGUGGGGAGUACAGGAUGUAGCUGUACAGUUUUAAUGUUUUAUUCACCAAUGUUUUGUGAAUUUAUGAGGUGAAGUGUGACUGUUUUAUUCACCAAUGUUUUGUGAAUUUAUGAGGUGAAGGUGACUGUUUUAUUCACCAAUGUUUAGGGAACUUUUGAAGUGACAUUUUUAUUCAGCAAUGUUUAGGGAACAUUUGAGGUGAAGUUUUUAUUCAUCUAUAUACAGAUAUAGGGAACUUGUGAGUUGAAGUUUAACUAUUUUAUUAAGCAUGGAAUUAAAAUGUGAAGGGUGAUUUUUAUUCACUAAUGUUUAGGGAACUUAUGGGGUGAAGUUUGAUUUUUAUGGAAUUUAUGAGGUGACUGACAUAAGAAAAUACUAAUAUAACUUCUUCCUGUGGUUGUUCCCAAAGGUCAGGGAUUGGCUUCCCAAAUCUAUCUUUACCAUGUUCCCCGUCUUCAGCCUCCUCUACUUUCAGCCUGAUGUUUUGCAUGUCCCUCUCAACCAUUUUCCUCCACUUCAACUUUAUUCUUCCUCUUGAUAUCCUCCUUCUGAUAAUCUUUUCAGGCUCUUUUGAUCACCUCCCCCUCAUCUCAUUGUACCACAUGACCAAACCAUCUCAGUCUUGCCUCUCUCAACUUAUUGUCUCUGUAUCUCACCCUUGCUCUAGUUGUACUAUUUUCGUUUCUUUACCAGUCCCUGACUUGACACCUCCAGUAUUCAUUGCAAUAUUCUCAUCUCAGUUUUUAUGUAAAUGAACUAGAGUAGAUGGUUUUAACUGGUUGGAAAUUUGAUGCUGAAUAGACCUUGGAGUCAGUGCUCAAAAACUUUGCAACUCUGAGGAAAUUAAAUAAUUAAAUAUAUAUAUUCAUUGUGGUGCAUUAUAGUUAUUUUGAGUGAACUUUUGUAGUAAAAAAUGAAAAAUUAAAGGUUCAAUACUGUAGUUGCUAAUACUGUAAUGAAAACAGUGAAGCCUAAAUAGCUUAGUACAUUUUUUUUUUUAAUCCCAAAAAGAAAUGUGGAGCCUUAUUUUGCAAGAGGAGUACCAUAGCAGAAUACUGUACAUUUGUUAAGGGGUCUUAUCAAGUAUCCCUAGUUUGCACUUUACUGUAUUUGGAACUUAUGUGUGUAAGCUUAAAAACCAGUGUCAUGCCAGCUUUGAACUUAUGAACAUUUCAAAUUUGUUAGAGAGAACAGGUUUCCUCUUUCUCCCCAAUGAACCUGAACUAUUGUAUAUAUUUAAGUUCAGGGGUUCGGUGUUGACAGGGCACUAAUUCUUAGGGUCAAAUCGUGGGCAUCAUUAUGCACAUACCUGUACACACUUGUACAUACACACAAGUUCCAGACACAAUAUUGUGCCAACUUUGAGCCCCUGGUAUAAUCCAUAAGGCAGUGUGAAUGAGUGACAGUGAAUAAAGGAGGAAUAUUCUACAGUGCUGUACAGUACUAGGAACUGGCAUUAUUCAUACAUAUCCUUGGCUUAAAAAAAAAUUCCCUCAGACUUAAUGUUCUUUAAGUUUAAUCAUGUUUUUCAGGUGUUCAUGGCUACUUAUAACCUGUAUUAAAAUAAAAGACAGUAUUACAUAUGAGAACAAUAGAAAGUCUUUUGAAUUGGUGAUCAUUGUCUGCAGCUUUGGAGGUUAUACAGCAGGAGUUUGUACAAUGUCUUCAGUUAGGCCACAAACUUUGUCUUUCGCUCUCCAUAUAAUGUUCAUAUGAAACGUGACAUUCAUGCAUUUUUUUUAAUUGACACAGGGAGAGAAGUAUUCAGCUUGCAGUUUUUUUGUCAUUGCAAAAUAGGAGAAAUACAGUUGUAAUUAAAAUACAGGAAUGUUGUCCCAGCAGUAAAUGAUAGUGUAUGUGUGUCUGUUUACCAGCUCCUUUGUGGUAAUUGAGUGGGUAGUGUGACAGCCAGCUAAGACAGCAGAUAUGUAUUGUGUGAUGUAUGACAGACAGGAGGUAUGGACUGUGAUGUGUGACAUACAGGAGAUGUGGACUGUGAUGUAUGACAGACAGGUGUAGACUGUGAUGUUCAUCAGACAGGAGGUGUGGACUGUGAUGUAUGACAGACAGGGGUUGUGGACUACGAUGUGUGACAUACAGGGGGUGUGGACUACGAUGUGUGACAACAGGAGGUGUGGACUGUGAUGUGUGA